Rhopilema esculentum is the source of this 1089-nucleotide messenger RNA. The record is from RefSeq and is a predicted model, not a curated record. NCBI's taxonomy places the organism in Eukaryota, Metazoa, Cnidaria, Scyphozoa, Rhizostomeae, Rhizostomatidae.
UGGCAUGAAGCGCUGUGGCACACGAUGAGGAAGUUCAAUAUCGGUGAACAAAUCACGAAGACAAUCAUGAGUCUGUACGAGCAAGCAACGACCAAAGUGUUGACCGGAGAAGAAUUCAGCGAAUGGUUCAGAGCGACUGUCGGAGUACGACAAGGGUGUAUCCUGUCACCGACGUUGUUCAAUCUGUUCCUUGAACGAAUCAUGGUAGAAGCGAUCGAAGAGCUAGACGAUACUGGAGUGAGCUGUGGAGGACUGAAAGUAACCAAUCUUCGCUUCGCAGACGACAUCGACCUGAUUGGAAAGAAUGAAGAAGAACUGCAGGAUCUAACCAACAGACUGCAUGACACCUCACAAAGAUUUGGAAUGGAAAUUAGCAAGGAGAAGAGCAAGACAAUGGUCACAGGGAACGGAGAAGAUAACAUCCAACUGGAAAUAGUCAUCGGUGAUGGGAAACUUGAACAGGUCAAGAGUUUCAAGUACUUGGGAGCAACCAUCACGGAAAAUGGAAACUCGGACCAAGAAAUCAGGAAUAGAAUUGGAGCUGCAACAAGUGCUAUGGCUAGGCUGAACUCAAUGUGGGGACUACAAGGCAUUAGCCUGAAAAAUCGCAUGAAAAUCACAAAGGCAAUUGCUUGGGCGACACUCUUAUACGGAUGUGAAAGCUGGACAAUGAACAAGAAGAGCAUGGAAAAGCUGAAGGCCUUCGAGAUGAAAUUUUACCGAAGGAUGAUGAAAAUAAGCUGGCAGGAGAGGAAAACGAAUGAAUUUGUCUGGAAUAAAGUGACGGAGACGUUGGGCGGCAGGCCGGAAUCAAUUACAGAGACAGUCAAAAAGAGGAAGCUGAAGUACUUUGGACACCAGAUGAGGAAACCAACAGCGAUGACAAAGACAUUGAUCCAAGGUAAAGUUGAGGGCGCAAGGGAAAGAGGCAGACCAAGAAGGCAAUGGGAAGACGACAUCAAGGAGUGGACUGGAGAGGGAUUGCGAGAACUAUCAAGAAUGGCGAUGGAUAGGGAGAAGUGGCGGAGCUCUGUGCAUGGUUGGGCGCACCCACGGCCUACAUAGGCUUAGGCGCAGAAGAAGAAGAAG